AUGAGUGGUACUGCCAUCUAUCAGUGGGGUUCUGCGCCAAGACGUACUUUCACCCUUGCGGUACUCUCUCGUCAAACGAAAGCGCACCUUCCUGACUUAAUUCGCAAAAUGCCAAUGAUUAGCAAGUUUGGAUUGUACAAGUAUAUUAANAAGCUUCUCCGUAAGGACAGAUGGCGAAAGUUCAUUACAACUGAUGAAGCUUGGAUCUAUCUAUCUGAUACCAAUGCUAAAUCUAAAGUUCAAUAUCUCAGCCGUGAGCAGAACAGGCGAGACUUGACAUCAUCAACCACGGUGCCUCAUCCCAAAGGCGUAAUGGUUUGGAUGGGCAUAUCCGCCCAUGGUGUGACCAAACCUCGGUUUGUGAAACCAGGAGCCAAAAUAAAUUCUGAGUAUUACAUACAGAAGAUAUUAAAGCCCUUUCUUAAGGAUGAUUACUGCAGAUCGUACCCUAAUGGAGAUGCUGUGUUCCAUCCGGACUCUGCCCCAUCGCAUGCUUCUAAUGUCACCCAGAAAUUCCUAACAGAUCAGCAAGUGCGAUUCCUGAGACCAGAACAAUGGAUUCCAAAAAGUCCUGAUGCUGCACCAUGCGACUAUUUCCUAUGGGGACAUCUGAAAAACAAACUGAAUAAGCGAAGAAUUUCUACAUUGAGAGACCUUCAAAGAGCUAUUAGAGAAGAGGUGCAGAAAAUCCCCCAGGAAAUCAUUUUGCGGGCUUUAAAAUCAUGGCCGAAGAGUUGUAGACAAAUCUAUUAUGCCGGAGGUCGACAUAUUGAGAAGCGUCGCUGA
Messenger RNA from Parasteatoda tepidariorum (common house spider), 786 nucleotides. NCBI's taxonomy places the organism in Eukaryota, Metazoa, Arthropoda, Arachnida, Araneae, Theridiidae. The record is from RefSeq and is a predicted model, not a curated record.